Colletes gigas is the source of this 1686-nucleotide messenger RNA. RefSeq names its product DNA primase large subunit-like. Lineage: Eukaryota; Metazoa; Arthropoda; Insecta; Hymenoptera; Colletidae. The transcript has 7 exons. Gene Ontology annotation, biological process: DNA replication, synthesis of primer. Gene Ontology annotation, cellular component: alpha DNA polymerase:primase complex. The record is from RefSeq and is a predicted model, not a curated record. The coding region runs from base 1 to 1686 and encodes 561 amino acids.
AUGGAAUACACAAGACGACGACCAUAUUCAGUUAAUAUUGAAAUUGAUAACCUUCAAGAUAUUUAUCAACAUGAUUUACAGAUGUAUGAUUUCCCUCCAAAAGGUGAAAUUCCAUUUUUAGAGUUUCAACAGUUAGGCAUGGAAAGAUUAAAACUUCUACAACUUGUUGAAAAUUCCUCGGUGCGAACGGAUAGUAAGAAAUUAAAGGAUCGUAAGGCUGAUCUAACUACAGAUUUAGAAAAAGAUGGACUUAAAUAUUUUUCACGUCUCUUACAUGCAAAGGGAUGCAAGUCUUCCACAGAAACAGAUUUACAACAUAGACAAAAGGAUCACCUAUCACAUUUUAUAAUGAGAUUAUCGUAUUGUCAAGAUCCAGAACGACAGAAGUGGUUCAUUAAUCAAGAAGUAGAUUUCUUUAAAUUAAGAUUUGAUUCGUUAGACAAAGAAGGAAUAGAAAAGUUACUUGAUAUGUAUAACAUUGAGUGUCGACUAAUCACGCAAGAAGAAAAAGAUAAAAUUAGAGAAGAACUUCUUUCAUCCAAUUCGAAAUUUUUAAAUAUUGAUCUGACAGAAUUUUACACAGUGGCUUUUCAGAAAGUCACAGACCUAGUUAGAUUGCGUAAGGUCUAUCUUGCUCAAGGAAUGGCAUAUAUUCCGCAAGAAAGUUUGGUGUCUUUGUUUGUGUCUUACUUUAAGAAACAGUUAGUAGAUGGUAUGGAGUAUGCAAAGAAUUGUGUUUUAAAUAUAUCCGAUGAUGAAAGAUUAAUGUCAUACCUUAAAUCAUUGCCUGGUUCUUUCUCUGGGAUGACACGUGUUGUUUGGACAACAACUACUACACCUAUAGACAAAUUAGAUGAGUUAUCAAAAACCUCCUAUCCUUUGUGUAUGAGAACAUUACACGAGGCACUUAGGACUCAUCACCAUCUUAAAAACAGUGCGCGUAUUCAGUAUGGUUUAUUCAUAAAAGGUAUAGGGGUAACAUUAGAUGACGCGUUGCGAUUUUGGAAAAUGGAAUUCACGAAGAAGAUAGAUCCAGAUAAAUUUGAUAAACAAUAUGGUUAUAGUAUAAGGCAUAUGUUUGGCAAAGAGGGAAAACAGACAAAUUAUACCCCUCUUGGAUGUCAGAAAAUUAUAACUUCUGCUGUGGGCCCUGGAGAAUUCCAUGGUUGUCCAUAUCGACAUAUGAAUUCUGAUUCAUUGAAACAAAAAUUAAUUACUUGCGGUGUACCGGCACAAAGAGUUAAUGAAAUAGCAGAUCUCGCCAAGGCUGGUCAUUACAAUAUCGCCUGCAGAACAUAUUUCGAGGUUUCACAUAAUCUCGUGCCAGAGAAGUCUAUUAUAAUUAUUCACCCAAAUGUAUAUUUCACAGAAAGUCGAGCUAUAUUAACUAAAGAUAAUCCUACAGAGGCUGAAAGCAACGAAAGCUUCUCGCAAAGCGGAAGAUUUAGCGAGAGGAUAAGUAACACUCCCGCGAGAAGUGAAAGAAACUUUGGCACACCUUUAAGAAAUAACGAUAGAUCGUUCGAAACUCCUUCAAAAUAUGCGGAGCGAAAUAGCACACCGUCCAGAAAGCUAGAUAAAACGAGUAUAACUCCGGUAAGAACAGUUAAAGCUACUCCAAAAAGAAUAGACGAUAGUUAUCUCAAUGACGAUGAUAUCGCCGAAUUAAUGAGUGGAGACAUGUGA